UGGGAUGUCCGCAGCGGAUGGGAACGAUGCUCAACUCACCGGCAGCUUUUUUGCGGGAAGAGCAGCCUCUUCCCUGCCACCGAGGACUUUGUUGGACCUUGAUGAUGUGGAGAUGUGGGAGAGAUUGUAGGAGCUCUGAGGGAGGAGAGUGACUGCCUUCUGGCCACACAGCCUCAAAGGGUUAACAGGUUCCAGGGAGCCUGGUGGGACCAUUUCACACCCUCUGCCCAAUCCUGGGAAUCCCUUGGUGCUAAUGGAGCACUAACCAGAUCAAAGGCUCCCAUCAGGCCACCGACACCCCCCUGGCCCCGUCCUUGGGUCCCCAGCCCAGCUGCUCUUUGUCUGGGGCAGGACAGCAGAGCCAUGGGGCUUCUCCCCAGCUUCAGGGCCACCCUGGCCUGGGCUCUCCUCAGCCUGGUUCUGGGGAUGGAGCUAAGCUUGCAGGAAAGUUUACUCUUAAAAUCCUUGGGUUUGAGUGCCAAGCCCAGCCCAAAAAGCCCUAUUCCUGUGCCAUCUGUGCUCUGGCGGAUCUUCCAGCGGAGAAAGACGGUGCCUCCUACAAACAAAGACCUGGUAGAUGCCUGUAGGGUAGAGGAAUUUAAUGUCCCUGGGAACAUCAUCCGCGUCUUUGCUGACCAAGGCUCCUUCAUUCAUAGCGGGCAGCCCCAGAGGCUGCUGUGCCUCCAGAAGCGUCUGUACUUUAAUCUCUCCGUGCUGGAGGAAGGUGAGCGCUUGACAAUGGCUCAGCUCGAGAUCAAAUUCAGCCACAACUCCUACCACACCUCCAGCCAGGGGCAGGUUUUUGAGCUGAGGCUCUACCAGACCUCUCAGCUGUCUCUCCGAGGGAUGUCCUCCCACGAGCACAGCCGAAAGCUGCUGGUGGAGCAGUCCUUCGCCCAGCUGCACAAGUCUCUUCUCUUCAACCUGAGCGGGGUGGCCAAGGACUGGAGAACCUACAGCAGGAAUCUGGGCUUGAUCCUGGAGAUCUCCGUGAGCGAUAGGGACGGUGCGACAGCCCUGAUGAGCGAGGGGCUGCAGAGCCUCUGUGCCGGCAUCGACUCCUUCCUGGACACCUCUCUCCUGGUGGUGACCCUCAGCCAGCAGCAGUGCAAGGCUUCCAGGAGGAGGAGAAGCGCUCACCACCCCCCGGUCACUCUGAGCAACCUCUGCAAGCCCCGGCAGCUUUACAUCAGCUUCAGCGACGUUGGCUGGGAGAACUGGAUCAUCGCCCCGCAGGGCUACAUGGCCAAUUACUGCCUGGGCGAGUGCCCCUUCCCCCUGACCGCCGAGCUGAACAGCACCAACCACGCCAUCCUCCAGACCAUGGUGCACUCGCUGGAUCCCGAGGGGACCCCCCAGCCCUGCUGCGUCCCCGUCAGGCUCUCCCCCAUCUCCAUCCUCUACUACGACAACAACGACAACGUGGUGCUGAGGCACUACGAGGACAUGGUGGUGGAUGAGUGCGGCUGCAGAUAGCGGGGAGGUGCGGGGCCGAGGGGGGGAGCGAUUGAUGGAAUAAAUCCAAGUGUGUAAAACCCCUGCUGUGCUGGUGUUCGGGGAGUUUCCCCGUUGGUGCAUCGAGUGGCAGAGCUCCUUGUGCAGCCAGGGAGGAGGUCUGGCACAAAGGGAUCGUUCUUGGACUUGUGAUUGAGUAAGAGCUGGGUGCUUGGCCCUCGCAGCCGCCCUCUGCCAGCGGGGCUGUUACGGGAUUAUGAUCAAGCCUGGCGCUGGUUGCCUGCUCCGUCCUCCGCAGGCGAUGGCAGCACCAGGCUGUGAAUCC
Messenger RNA from Cuculus canorus (common cuckoo), 1780 nucleotides. RefSeq names its product growth differentiation factor 1 (gene GDF1). Lineage: Eukaryota; Metazoa; Chordata; Aves; Cuculiformes; Cuculidae. Gene Ontology annotation, molecular function: cytokine activity; growth factor activity. The record is from RefSeq and is a predicted model, not a curated record. The coding region runs from base 364 to 1476 and encodes 370 amino acids. Gene Ontology annotation, cellular component: extracellular region. Gene Ontology annotation, biological process: BMP signaling pathway; SMAD protein signal transduction. The transcript has 2 exons.